This is a messenger RNA of Pelagomonas calceolata, 1988 nucleotides long. NCBI's taxonomy places the organism in Eukaryota, Pelagophyceae, Pelagomonadales, Pelagomonadaceae. The record is from the annotation of a GenBank genome assembly.
UGGCUAGUGUCUUACAGGACGCUAGCGCCAGCGCGGGGAGAACUAGCCCAAAACGAGCGCAGGGCCGAAGGAUAUAGCCGCAUACGCUUACCGUGGGCUCAUCAAUAGCACACGUCCGGCUGCCGCCGCAGUAAGUGCAGCAGAGACACACAAAGCAGGAGUGCAGCAGAGUGCAGCACCAUCGCCGGGCCGCAGCGAUCGCAUCGAUCGCAGCGAUGGCGGAUGACAGCGAUGGGAACCUCGCCCACAACGACGAGGCCCAGCUGCAGCGGCUGCUGGACUCCAUGGGGCAGGAGAGCGCUGCAGCGCCGCGACCUACCAAAAAGAAGUCGAGCAAAGGCUCCGCGGAGGAGAGACCACAAAAAAAGAAGUCCAACAAAGGCGCCGUGAGCAAGUUCCGGAGCGAGCAGCAAAAGCAGAAACGGCGCGGCUCCAUCGACACCGGCGCGGCUCGCGAGCCGGCGCCGGCGGCGCGCAAGCAGGAAAAGAAGAAGCGCCGCCGCGAGCAACCACAACCACGACGCCCACCGCCGCCGCUCCCCUCCUCGGAGGCCGUCGACGCGGUUUUCGCGGAGAUGUCGCCGGCGGCGCGGCCCGCGCGGCCAAAGAAGCGCCAAAAGCCGCGCAAGGAGGCGUCCCCGGCGGACGUGUGCCGCGCGGCCGUCGACGCCUUCGUCGCCUGCCGCGCGGCGGCCAUGCGCGGCGAGGCGCGCCACGGCGCCGCGCUCGAGGCGGCCUUCGCCCGGGUCCAGGGCGGCCCGGAGGCGGCGGACGCGCGGCGCGCGGCGCGCGACGCUGUGAAACGGCUGCAUCGAGCCAAGCCGGGCCUCGAAAAGCGGGACGCGGCGGCGCUCGUGGACGCGCUGGGCGCCCUGGACGAGGCGUACCACCGGCUGCGGUACGCGCGGCGCGACGCCGUGCCGCCGCCGCAUGAGGUCUUCGAGAAGUUGUUGGGACGCGGGUCCGUCGUCGACGAGGCGGCCGACGCAUUAAUGGAGACGCUGCCGCCGGACCUGAGGAUUGGCGAGAGCGACGACCCGCUGCACCGGUUGUAUCGGCUGCGGUGGCGCGAGGGCGCCUGGCUCUUCGGGCCCGCGGCGCCGUGGCGGCUCGACGAGCGCCUCGAGCCGGGCGAACCGACGACGACCCCGAAACGCAACGACCCCGUCGCGAUGCCGACGGUGCACAAGUGGCGCGACGCCGCGCGGACGUGGGCCUGCCGCGAGUACGCCUACGCCGUGCCCUGUGAUGAAGCUCUGGACGCGCUCACAGCCCUCUCCCGCCCGGUCGUCGAGGCCGGCGCCGGCACGGGCUACUGGGCGAACGCGUUGCGGACGCGCGGCGUCGCCGUGACGGCGUACGACGUGCGGCCGCCGUCGGUAAUCGCCAACGCCUACCACGGCCGCCAGGCGGCGCACGUCCCGGACUUGCAGACGGGCGACGCCCUGCGCGCCGCGGAGGCCGCCGCGGCCGCCGGCGCGGCGCUCUUCGCGUGCUACGCGCCGCCCGAGGACGACGAGGACGAGGCCUUCCUGGGAAGGGCCGCGAGCCACUUCGCGGAGAGAGGAGGCGAUUGCCUGGCGCUCGUGGGCGAGUGGCGCGGCGACACGGCCGCGGCCGACGCCGCGUUUCUAAGGCGCUGGGAGCUGGUCACCCAAUGCCCCAUCCCGAACUGGGGCGACACGUCGGCGGCGCUGACGGUCUGGCGGCCCAGUGCGUCCUCGCAAAUGUGCGUCCUCGACGCGUGUUCGGCCUGCGGUGUAAAAAGGGGCCUGCGGCGGUGCCGCCUGACGUGCGACCUCGUCUACUGCUCGCGCGCGUGCGCCAUGGAUCAUGCGGCGCGGCGCGCGGCGUUGAUCGCGUUCAAGUUCGCCGAUCGGAGGCCGCCCGGCGCCAGCGACUUCGACGACCCGCUGCGCUUCGCGCCCGUUGUUGUUGGGGGCGGUGGCGCGCGGUCGAAGAAGAAAAAGAAGCGCCGCAAGAAGUGA